Messenger RNA from Monosiga brevicollis MX1, 1674 nucleotides. RefSeq lists its product as uncharacterized. Gene Ontology annotation, cellular component: actin cytoskeleton; Arp2/3 protein complex. Gene Ontology annotation, biological process: actin filament polymerization; Arp2/3 complex-mediated actin nucleation. The record is from RefSeq and is a predicted model, not a curated record. The annotation marks the transcript as partial. Gene Ontology annotation, molecular function: actin filament binding. NCBI's taxonomy places the organism in Eukaryota, Choanoflagellata, Craspedida, Salpingoecidae. The transcript has 11 exons.
AUGAGGCGGGAAUGGGAGAGGUUGGCUGUGCUGGCUGUGCUUGCCGGCGUUGGUGUUUUGGUGGUGCCUGUGCGUGCUGGUCUCUGGGACUUGGGCUUUUUGGAUUGGCGGCAUGGCACCGUGGGGACCUGUCCCAAGGUGCAGGAGCUCAACGCCACCGAGCUCCACCGACAGCUCCACGUCGCACAUGGCUGUAACCAGCCCUUUCCUGUGCUUGGUCAACACUUUGCUGAGGAGACCGUCCCCCAUCUCGUGGCCAGUCAGUUUUACGGCGCUUCUUCUGCCUGCCCCGACCAUGCCGCUGACAUUAAAGCCCGCUCUUCUCACCCUCAACCUUGUCCCCGGAUCCGCAGACCACAUUUUGACCCCGCAGCCCCAGCGUCCCCUCGUCUUCCUCUUUAUGGGACCGACGGGCGUCGGCAAGACGGUAGAGCCCUAUCAUUGCCCCCUUUUCGUCUCUCCGUUGGUUCUAAUCGACACCCACCGCUCACGCAUGCUCUGCUGAUUGUGGCUCUGACGACGUUUAUGAACAAUGCGCAGCCCGUCAUGCACAACAACACCCUCGUCGAUGCCAGGCGCGCCAUCUUCAUCCUCACAACCCACGUUCUAAGCAUGGAGUUUAUCGAAGCUGCACGGGAACUCAAAGCUCAAGGCCUUGCUCGAAAAGACUGGCCCCAAGCUACUUUUGAUACCAUCAUCAAUGAUAUUGAGGAUGAUUACUACCGCCGCCUCUUGUUCAAGGGCUACAUCUCGCGUGUGGUUCCCUUUUUACCCAUCGACGUGCUUCUGCUUCAAGAGUACUUGGACCUUCUCCUCGAGGCCUUGGCAUGCAACAUGAGGGCUCAAGGCUAUCCGCCUUUGGUGUGGUCUCCCGAGCUGACGGCCAGUGCAGCGACUUUUAUCAUGCAGGAUCGAGACUUUCUUUGGGCUCACCCACCAACCGCCCCAAAGCCCACCCACUCGCUACAACCGUACUUGGAUGCCGUGCGCCAUACUCUGACGGCAGCCAUGUGCAUGGAGAACUUUUCCUCUCAGCACGUUGAACGUCACAACAAGCCCGAAAUCGAAGUGGCGAGCAGCAAGGAGUUGCUGAUGAACCCAGUGGUUGUGAGCCGCUCGGAGAAGGAGCGCGUUUGCAUCGAGGCUUCCAUCAACUCGGUCCGCAUCAGCAUAGCCAUCAAGCAGGCUGAUGAGAUUGAGAAGAUUCUCUGCAAGAAGUUUAUGCGCUUCAUGAUGAUGCGUGCCGAAAACUUUUUCGUGCUGCGCCGCAAGCCGAUUGAGGGUUAUGACAUUAGCUUUCUCAUCACCAACUUUCAUACCGAGCAAAUGUACAAGCACAAGCUCGUCGACUUUGUCAUCCAGUUCAUGACGGACAUUGAUAAGGAGAUUAGCGACAUGAAGCUCAAGGUCAACAGCCGUGCCCCGAGUUUUAUGCCCGUCUGCGUCAACACGUUGCGAGCCUACCUUCAGCGUCUUCAGUCCCCGCUCUGCCUGCCGGCUAUUGUCGAGAUUUUUCGCCAAUUGGUCCAGGACAACCCCACUGCGUAUGUACCCAAGUUUGAGGACAUUGUUGAUAUUCUUAUUGGGUGGGCCACGGAAGUGGGCACGCCAGCGCGGAUUCGUGAGAGCAUCACGCUGGGUCUCGCUCAGUUUUCCAACUUUUGGCAAGCCAAG